Messenger RNA from Angiostrongylus costaricensis, 273 nucleotides. NCBI's taxonomy places the organism in Eukaryota, Metazoa, Nematoda, Chromadorea, Rhabditida, Metastrongylidae. The record is from the annotation of a GenBank genome assembly.
AUGUCCACUCUGGGAGAGCCUGGUAAGCUACUCUCAGGGCCAAUAGAAGCUGCCUGGAUUUCAAAGAACUGUGGCGACGAUAUGAACCUACAAUUCACGUACACUUGCAUCCGAGUACUCGAUAGAAAGCUUGCUCAUGCAAGCAAGAAGGAUAAGCUACGUCAUCGGCCUGGCCGAGACGAGGCCACCCAUUCAAUGUCGUCGAUGACACCGGAGAAGAACUGUUCCUCGGAACAUGUGACAGCAAAGGAGUCGGCGGCGUCGGCGUUCUAG